Messenger RNA from Vigna angularis (adzuki bean), 1600 nucleotides. Its product is annotated as PTI1-like tyrosine-protein kinase At3g15890. The record is from RefSeq and is a predicted model, not a curated record. Gene Ontology annotation, biological process: protein phosphorylation. The transcript is spliced from 4 exons. Bases 383 to 1477 code for a protein of 364 amino acids. Lineage: Eukaryota; Viridiplantae; Streptophyta; Magnoliopsida; Fabales; Fabaceae. Gene Ontology annotation, molecular function: ATP binding; protein kinase activity.
GCUCUUUUUCUUCUCUGUUGGCACUUUCUUUUGGGUUUCUCUUAACAUCACCUUUCACAUUGCAUCAUCAUCUUCUUCCUCUUUUCUUCUCUUUGUUUCCAUGCAACACAUGUUCGUUUAUCUGCAUUCACGCUGAGAACCGAAUAUCCAUCCUAAGAAACAAGUCCGAGGUUAAAGGAACAACAACGACAUCAACACCUGUUUUGGUUGGUGGGUCGGUUUCAAGUUCUGAUUUUGUUCGCGUUUUCUGGGCUUCUCUUGCAAAACACAGAGAAGGGAGAAGGUGGGUCGGUUUCAAGUUUUGAUUUUGCUCGCGUUUUCUGUGUUUGUUGUGCAAAGCACAGAUAAGGGAGAAGGUGGGUCGGGCUCGUUGGUGAAAAUUAUGGCUUCAUGGUUUUGCUGCGGAAAAGUUUCGAACCGCGCACGGAGAGGGAAAGAACAACCCACAUGGCGGGUGUUUUCUUUGAAGGAAUUACACUCUGCUACGAAUAAUUUCAACUAUGACAACAAGCUUGGAGAAGGAAGCUUUGGCAGUGUGUACUGGGGCCAACUUUGGGAUGGAUCACAAAUUGCGGUGAAAAGAUUGAAAGUUUGGAGCAACAGAGCCGAGACAGAAUUCACAGUUGAGCUUGAAAUCUUAGCAAGAAUUCGACACAAGAAUCUUCUCAGUCUUCGUGGCUACUGUGCAGAAGGACAGGAACGGUUAAUUGUGUAUGAAUAUAUGCAAAAUCUGAGUCUCCACUCUCAUCUUCACGGACAUCAUUCAUUCGAAUGCUCUCUGGAUUGGAAUCGUCGGAUGAAUAUCGCAAUUGGUUCUGCUGAAGGAAUUGUGUACCUUCACCACCAAGCAAGACCACAUAUCAUCCACAGGGAUAUUAAAUCAAGCAAUGUGUUGCUAGAUUCUGAUUUCAAGGCCAGGGUUGCUGAUUUUGGGUUUGCUAAGUUGAUCCCUGAUUGGACUACACAUGUGAGUACAAGAGUUAAGGGAACUAUUGGCUACCUUGCACCAGAAUAUGCUAUGUUAGGUAAAGCAAAUGAGAGUUGUGAUGUGUACAGUUUUGGUGUUCUUCUUCUAGAACUCGCUAGUGGCAGAAGACCAACAGAAAAGCUCAGUUCCACGGUGAGGCGAUCGAUAGUUGAUUGGGCAUUGCCAUUGGUUUGUGAGAAGAAAUUUGGUGAAAUUGCUGAUCCAAGACUAAAUGGUAACUAUGUGGAGGAAGAGCUUAAAAGAGUUGUUUUAGUUGCUCUUAUGUCUGCUCAGGAUCUGCCUGAGAAGAGACCAACCAUGCUUGAUGUGGUAGAGCUACUCAAGGGAGAGUGUAGGGAUAGAUUUUCUCAUAUAGAGAACAGUGACAUGUUCAGAAACCCUUUAGCUGCAGAAAGCAAUGAUGGAACAUCAUUGGCUGAUGACAGAUUAGACUGUAUCUCAGAAGAAAAAGAAUUAGAACGUCCAUUGAGAGAAAAUGCUGAACUAUGAUCAGCUUCAGUUUUAUGUUUGCUGCAUGAGUGUGGUUGUAUGAGUGCUGGGGGGGUUUUCAGUUUGUGUAGUGUUGUUUUGUUUCCCUCUUCAAUAUUGCUUUCUAUAUUUUUUUAUGCUAUG